CUGUUGUUCACCGCUGGGGGGCAGCGCGCGCCGGUAAUACUGCCAAAAAAAAACAAACACGUGGAGCUGUGACGCCAUCUCCGUGCGACGGUUGAGUUUUCCCAAUCUCAGCCACCAUGGCCGAAGCCGAAUCCAAAAAAGUGAUCAAGUUAGUUCCUGAGUACCUCCUGAAGAAGAGGAAAGCAUAUCAGGCCAUUAAAGCCACACAAGCCAAGCUCGCACUGCUCGACAAGAGAAAGGUAUCUAAAGGUAAACCGAUAAAGUUCAAGCGUUUGGAAGACUUCCUUAAAGACAGUCACAAGAAGCAUCGGGAUGAAACUCGCAUCCGGAGAGCCGAUCACAGGCCUGCUCCUCCCCUGCCUCCUGCUAAGAACAAGCUAGCCUUCGUCGUCCGCAUCAGAGAGAUUAAAGGUGUCAGUCCCAAAGUGAUGAAGGUAAUCCAGAUGCUGAGGCUGAGGAAGAUCUUCAGCGGGGCCUUCGUUAAAAUCAACAAGACCUCCAUGGCCAUGAUGAAGAUGGUGGAGCCAUAUGUGGCCUGGGGAUUCCCCAACUUGAAGUCCGUUCGUGAGCUCAUUCUAAAGAGAGGACAGACCAGGAUAGGCAGGAAGAGGGUUCCUCUCACAGACAACACCUUCAUCGAGCAACACAUGGGUAAACACGGCAUCAUCUGUUUGGAGGACCUGAUUCACGAGAUCUUCUCUGUUGGUAAGGGUUUCCGUGCCGCCAACAACUUCCUCCUGCCAUUCAGGCUGUCAGUGGCUCGUCACGCUGCCAGGGACAAGGCUGGGCUCCUGAAGGACCUGGGAAAACCUGGAUUCCGCGGCACAGACAUUAACUCUAUCAUCAGACAGCUGAACUGAGGAGGAACGCAUGGAGGAUGGGACACUCAGCAGAGAAGGCUCAUGGGUUUCACCCAGCCGCAGCUUUUCUCUGGUUACACUCAUAGCACACUGGGAAACAUCAGUAGGGCCUGAAGUGGAGUCUAUUGCCUUAUCCACGUUGCUUUUUUAUUUGCACUCAUGUUUGGAAGUGAGAUCAUGCAGUGCCCCUAACCACGGACUGACGGAAGCAGUUGUGCUCUUUUGAAAAUGUAACUGUAUUUGAAAUCUCUCAUGAAAUGUAAAAUAAUGUCUGGUAAAAGUGCUUGUUUUCCUCACUUUACUCCUCAAGCUGUCCGAGGAGUCGAUCAGUACUUGCUGCAUAUGCAAGGGCAGUAAUUGAAUGCGAGCAGGCUGUCCUGCAUGCAGGAGACACCAGCCAACCAAUGGCAAACACUUCUAAUGCAGUUAGUAGUUGUCGGUGUGAAAAGGUGUAAAGUCUGAAUAAUCUAUUUAACACAGAUGCAUACAUUCAUUUAUGAUUCAAUGUUGAUAUACUUUUUUUACAAUAAAACAAAAUGAGUCAAUGUUUGAAACAAAA
Molecule: messenger RNA, 1419 nt
Organism: Larimichthys crocea (large yellow croaker)
Lineage: Eukaryota; Metazoa; Chordata; Actinopteri; Sciaenidae
Gene: rpl7l1
Product: ribosomal protein L7-like 1
Exons: 6
Coding region: 117-860 (247 amino acids)
Biological process (GO): maturation of LSU-rRNA from tricistronic rRNA transcript (SSU-rRNA, 5.8S rRNA, LSU-rRNA)
Cellular component (GO): cytosolic large ribosomal subunit
Molecular function (GO): structural constituent of ribosome; RNA binding
Source: RefSeq, a predicted model, not a curated record